Molecule: messenger RNA, 1269 nt
Organism: Symbiodinium natans
Lineage: Eukaryota; Dinophyceae; Suessiales; Symbiodiniaceae
Source: the annotation of a GenBank genome assembly
AUGAUCUCGGCGCCGCAGGGGAAACGCUUCACACCAGUGACCAGCAGCCUGCGCUGGCAGAGCUUGAAGAGGCUUGCCUCUGGCUGUCAGGGCGAGUACAUAUCAGCUGCUGGCGACUCCGUCUUGCGACUUCCAGAGGCGAAAGUGGAGGAUGUGGAUCCGCUGGAAGUCAUGCAAGUCGGCCGGCAGGAAGGAACUCUUAAGGAGCCUUUCGCUGCACGGCUCUACGAGGUCGACGAGGUGGUGACCUCAACACGGGCAAUGCAGAUCUGUGAGGAACUGGAUCUGAGUGACGAGUACUUGAUGGAGUCCACUGCUGUAGUCGUCACGCAUGCGCGAAGCGCAAAGGACAGAGAGCUGCCCUUGAACUGGGACAAGGUAAUGGUUUUCGUGGCUCCUCCUGCGAUGAAGCUUGUCACUCACCUCGCCGCAUGCGUGGAGCUGUCCAAACUUAAGUUCUCUGCCGGUACUGAUGACGAAGAAGGUGUCAGACUGAAAGAUACUGGCCGCUAUCUCGAUGCUGCUCGCAUUGGCAACUGCUCCGCCAUCUUCUUUCACUACUCUGAAGGCGUCGAUUUGGAGUUCACUCUGCGUCCGGCAGACUCCGAUGACACGCAGGACUUCGAGAACAAGAUGCCCAUCACUCACCACCUCGCGUUUCCGAUGGAGUAUGGCAAUGUAAAGAUCGAGAUCAACAAGCUGAUGGAUAGGCUUGGCAUUCUUCCAGCCUUGGACCUGACGCGCCUCAGCUUAGUGAUGUAUGAGAUGGUGAUUCACCGACACUGGAUCCUUCAUCACAUCCGACUCUUCCCGGGAGGGAUGUACGAGUUCAUGCAGGACAGGAACGGGCUGCAGGCGCACUUCGACGUGAACAGCGAGGUGCAGCAUCAGCUCUCCGAGCUCCCGCCGCCCCCCAAGCGCCAGAUGGACGUGCACUACUACUCCAGCAGAGCCUUGCAAGCCACCAUCUUGGCCUUGAGGCAUCUCUUCGCGCUCGAGGCUGUCUUUGCAGCAGCAGACAAGAGGAAGGUUUCGGAAGCACCUGAGGAUGUCACCCAUGGCAUCCAGAUCUUCUGCAGAAGUCGCAGCAGAUCUGCUGCGGAUGAGUUUGAGGACCUGGAGUCCGAGGAGCAAGAUCCGGAGAUCUGCAGAGACCCCGGCAGGAGAGGUUCUGGCGGCGUCGUGCUGGAUGUUUCUACAGAAGCACCUGACUUCGAAGAUGUAAGUGACGUAGAAGACUUCACCUUCGCUGUCAGAAGAGAGAUUUAA